Messenger RNA from Acinonyx jubatus (cheetah), 1602 nucleotides. It is a transcript of the gene ACAA1, whose product is annotated as acetyl-CoA acyltransferase 1. Gene Ontology annotation, molecular function: acetyl-CoA C-acyltransferase activity. Gene Ontology annotation, biological process: fatty acid beta-oxidation; phenylacetate catabolic process. The record is from RefSeq and is a predicted model, not a curated record. Bases 109 to 1389 code for a protein of 426 amino acids. Lineage: Eukaryota; Metazoa; Chordata; Mammalia; Carnivora; Felidae. Gene Ontology annotation, cellular component: peroxisome. The transcript has 12 exons.
CGUGUUAAGAUGCCGGGGUAGAGUGCGGCUCUGCGCUUGCGCCGCGGGCGGGCUGUUAGCUCCUGCGCUGUACCCGCAGGUUGGAGGUCUACCCCGCAGAGUUGCGCGAUGCGUAGGUUGCAGGUAGUGCUCGGGCACCUGACGGGCAGGCCCGGUUCGGGUUGGGAGCCGGCGCCGCAGGCCGCGCCGUGCUGGAGCGGCGCUCAGCCGGUGUCGGCCGACGACGUGGUGGUAGUGCACGGGCGGCGCACCGCCAUUGGACGAGGGGGCCGCGGUGGCUUCAAGGACACCACCCCCGACGAGCUUCUCUCUGCCGUCAUGACCGCGGUUCUCCGAGACGUCAAGCUGAGCCCUGCCCAGCUGGGGGACAUCUGCGUGGGAAAUGUGCUUCAGCCGGGGGCCGGAGCAAUCAUGGCCCGAAUUGCCCAGUUUCUGAGUGACAUCCCAGAGACUGUGCCUUUGUCCACUGUCAAUAGACAGUGUUCGUCUGGGCUCCAGGCAGUGGCCAACAUAGCUGGUGGCAUCAGAAAUGGGUCUUAUGACAUUGGCAUGGCUUGUGGGGUAGAGUCCAUGUCCCUGGCUGACAGAGGGAACCCCGGAAAUAUCACUUCACGCUUGGUGGAGAAGGAGAAGGCCAGAGAUUGCCUGAUUCCUAUGGGGAUAACUUCAGAGAAUGUAGCCGAGCGGUUUGGCAUUUCACGGGAGAAGCAGGAUACCUUUGCCCUGGCUUCCCAGCAAAAGGCCGCCAGAGCCCAGAGCAAGGGCUGUUUCCAAGCUGAGAUCGUGCCUGUGACCACCACGGUCCAUGAUGACAAGGGGACCGAGAGGAGCAUCACCGUGGCCCAGGAUGAGGGUAUCCGCCCCAACACCACCAUGGAGGGCCUGGCCAAACUGAAGCCUGCCUUCAAGAAGGGCGGCUCUACCACGGCUGGAAACUCUAGUCAGGUGAGUGAUGGGGCAGCUGCCCUCCUGCUGGCCCGGAGAUCCAAGGCAGAAGAGUUGGGCCUUCCGAUCCUUGGGGUCCUGAGGUCCUAUGCAGUGGUUGGGGUCCCACCUGACAUCAUGGGCAUUGGACCUGCCUGUGCCAUUCCUGUAGCUUUGCAAAAAGCAGGGCUGACGGUGAAUGACGUGGACAUCUUUGAGAUCAAUGAGGCCUUUGCAAGCCAGGCUGUCUACUGUGUGGAGAAGCUAGGACUCCCCCCUGAGAAGGUGAACCCUCUGGGGGGUGCGGUGGCCUUGGGUCACCCACUGGGCUGCACUGGAGCUCGACAGGUCAUCACGCUCCUCAACGAACUAAAGCGUCGCGGGAAGAGGGCAUACGGGGUGGUGUCCAUGUGCAUCGGGACCGGGAUGGGAGCCGCUGCUGUCUUUGAAUACCCCGGAAACUGAGUGAGGCCCCGGGCCAGAGGCACCGUUUAGUUCUGCUCUGGGGGUGGCCGCAGCGCUGGGCAGAGCAAGACACGGGGACUAACGUGAGCGCUGGUGACGCAGUGUAGGUGUGGCCGAGGUCGAGGGCUGCUCUCUGCCAGGUUACCCAGGCCACCGUGUAAGUCCUGGGGGGGUGAGCUAUGCAUCAGACAGUAAAUAUGUGUUCUCAUCUUA